GUCUACUGCAAGAGUUACUGAACAACACGUGUCCACACAUUGAGCACUCAUUUCAUUCAUUUGAUUGUCCUCUCAAUCAUCGCUUUCAUCGCAAUUGUGGCCAAUAUUUAGUAUUAAGACCUCUUAUAAUCACCAUUUGAUUGGUUUGACACGAAAUGGCGGAACAAAUGCAGCACAAGAUUAAACAAAUGCUUCGGGGAAUAGACCGAGUUUUGCUAACGAUUUGUGUCUCUGUGUUGAGCUAUAAUCCGGACAAUUUGGAUGAGUUGGAGAGGUAUGUGACGCGACAGUCGCAGGACAACUACUAUGACUUGGAGGCCAAUCUGGCUGUCCUUAAGUUAUACCAAUUCAAUCCAAGCCAGACGAAGAAGCAAACGGUGAUUAAGAUUCUGCUGAAGGCCUUGACAGCGCUUCCCAACACAGACUUCGUGCUCUGCAAGUGUCUCAUCGACUCCACACUUCUCGAGGAGGAGAACAUCGCUCUCAUCACGAAGGACAUUAAGAAGAUAUUGAAAUCAGAGAAGCGGUCGGAGUGGUGA
This is a messenger RNA of Oppiella nova, 539 nucleotides long. NCBI's taxonomy places the organism in Eukaryota, Metazoa, Arthropoda, Arachnida, Sarcoptiformes, Oppiidae. The record is from the annotation of a GenBank genome assembly.